Molecule: messenger RNA, 3883 nt
Organism: Wyeomyia smithii (pitcher-plant mosquito)
Lineage: Eukaryota; Metazoa; Arthropoda; Insecta; Diptera; Culicidae
Gene: Lim1
Product: LIM/homeobox protein Lhx5
Exons: 6
Coding region: 748-2085 (445 amino acids)
Biological process (GO): neuron differentiation; regulation of transcription by RNA polymerase II
Cellular component (GO): nucleus
Molecular function (GO): RNA polymerase II transcription regulatory region sequence-specific DNA binding; DNA-binding transcription factor activity, RNA polymerase II-specific
Source: RefSeq, a predicted model, not a curated record
AAACUUCAUCAGUCUCUAUUCGUCUAUUGUUCGCGUCGGUUGUAGCACGUGGCUGUCAUCGUUACACUCUGACAAAUUCAACACGUGGAAUCUAUACAAUUUGUCAGUGGAAUGCCCAGAGGUUUUCGUUUUUUGUUAUGUGCAAUAUCGACUCCUAUUGCGCUGCUGCUCCUUACGCUAGUGCUGCCUUUAAACGGUGAAUAGUAGCAGCUGAUUGCCUGUGCUUUCCAUUAGGAUUAAAGUGGCUGACUUUAGUGGGUGUGAAGUAUUGGAUAGAAAGUUUUUUUUUCUGUAAAAUAGAAUAUAUACAUACGUGAAAUUUUUUUGUGAAUGAAACACAUUGAUCGUUCAUCCAGAUAAUGUGCUGCGAAUGAUGUUUUGGAUUUAUGUAGUUUCUGAAGAAUCAACAGUGUUUAUGUGUAAAUUUGGUCACUAAUCAUACAAAUGUUACCACUAUUUAGUUUGUGAUAGAAUAAAGGUUGAAGAAAAAACAAAUGUGUGAUCAUUCGCUGUAAGACCAAUGUGAACAUAGGUUUUGUCACAAAGAAACGGUGUAGCUUGUGGAACAGCGUGCGGAAUUCAAACGAAACGUUGGCAUCCUUUAUCACGCAAAAACCCCGCAGGAACACACGCUUCAAAAUUUUAACGGAAAACACGAAGGCGCCCCCUAGGGCUGUCGCACUGGCGUCCUAUUUGGGGGAAGGAUUCUCUGCCAUAGGUGCCCGGGCACCACCAGCAAAAGAUCUAAUGGCGUUCGGUUCAGUGUUACAACACAACCAACACAACAUAGGUCGAGGUGAGCCACCAUCCGGGGUAGCGGACCCGUGCGCCGGAUGUAACAAGCCGAUCUUAGACAAAUUUCUAUUGAACGUGUUGGAGCGAGGCUGGCAUGCGGCGUGUGUGCGAUGUUGCGAGUGUCACCAGCCUCUUUCUGAUAAGUGCUUCAGCAGAGAAUCGAAGCUCUACUGUAGGAAUGACUUUUUUAGACGAUAUGGUACAAAGUGUAGUGGUUGUGGCCAAGGCAUUGCGCCUUCAGAUCUAGUGCGAAAACCGCGUGAUAAAGUGUUUCAUUUAAAUUGUUUUACGUGUUGUAUCUGCAGAAAACAGUUAAGUACCGGUGAACAGUUGUAUGUUUUAGAUGACAAUAAAUUUAUUUGCAAGGAUGAUUAUCUCCUCGGAAAAGGCCCACAUCCGUCAUCGAUGACAGAUUCUCUGAUGGGCUCGGGAUCGGAAGAUGAAGAUGAGGAUGAACACAUAAGGCCUGGCUUAGGAUUAGUACCGCUUGGUCCAAGCGAUGGACCCCUCGGAACGUCAGAUCUGUCAGUGCAAAGUAUGAGUACGGAUAGCAAAACGGGUCAUGAUGAUAGUGACCAAGGCUCGUUAGAUGGUGACCCGGAUUGCAGAGGCGAUUCGCAAGCCGAAAACAAAAGUCCAGAUGAUGGCGCGGGCUCGAAACGAAGGGGUCCACGAACAACAAUUAAAGCCAAACAGCUAGAAGUGUUGAAAACUGCAUUUAGCCAAACUCCCAAACCAACGAGGCAUAUUAGGGAACAGUUAGCCAAGGAAACUGGACUACCAAUGCGAGUGAUACAGGUUUGGUUUCAGAACAAACGUUCGAAAGAGCGAAGGUUAAAGCAACUGACUAGCAUGGGACGCGGCCCAUUUUUCGGUGGAGCCCGAAAGAUGCGUGGUUUUCCAAUGAAUCUUUCGCCGGGUGGGCUGGAUGAGCCCGGAUUUCCGUAUUUUGCUGCCGACGGUAAAUUUGAUUUCGGAUACGGAGGCCCACCUUUUCACCCACACGAUGCGCCCUUCUUCCCCGGCCAUCCUGGGGCUGGCCCGAUGCCUUUCAAUGCUCCUGGAGGACCCAUGGACCACUCCGGACCGAUCCCCAUGGUGAGCGAUUUUGGUGGGAUGACACCGGAGACGAAUUUUCUCAAUCAACCAAACGGUCCACCGGGAAACGCCGGAGCCGGGGGUCCACCUGAAAACAUGAUCGGGGGCCCCCGGCCAGGAAGUCCCGAAUUCAUGACCUCUGGCAACUUUUCCGAACCUCAGAAUAUGCAAAACGAAGGAUUAGUUUGGUAAAAAUUACUGAAUUUUUUUAGCAUUGUUAAGUGAUAGUAAUUUAUUUGUUCUGUUAACUAUUUCCUAAUAAGUCUAAAGAGAGAACGCAAGAGAUAUAGGUUUAUUAUGUUUGGAACUUCUCGCAGACCGCUGCAUUUAAAUGAACUGUGUACAUAUACUAGCCAUUGGAUUCAUUUCACAAUCUGUAGGUUGCCUUUGUUGGUUUAUUUACAUAUUGCUUACUGCUUUCUGGCAUUCCGCGUGGCAUACAGAGAUUGUGCAAAACAAGCUGGCGUCAGAGGGUAUUCUUUUACAUGUUCGUUUUUGCGAAAGAGAUUGUUUUUACUGCCGGUAUGUUUAGAGUUUGUUUGGUAGUUUUGGAUCGUAAAACAAGAGUACACUUCAACUUUGUUUGAAUAACGGAUCACGUAAAAAUGCUAAAAAAUAAAAGAGUCGAGACUUAAAAUAUAAACCAAAUGAAAAUAGGUCUAAAAGGUGCUUACUUGGCCGCGACCGGGGAAAUCGCAUCCACACUGCGUGUAUGACAUCACACGUCAAACCUAACACUUUCCAAUUCAGCUUAAGCGAAAAAUUCGGACAUGAGCUAUUAUGAAAAAUGUCAUUGAAAUAUGUUAAACUUCAUAUAUAACAAUGAUAUCCAUUUUACACUAUGAGUUUUUGCCGGAAAACCGUCAUUUGUGAGUUACAUAUCUUAACUAUGCUACUGAUGGCUUAGCUUCUUCAGUAUGUUGUCGAAAGUCAUCGUAGGUACUACAAUCCUCUGAGUAACAAUGUCGACCUAAUGCGUUAUUAGGAUAAAAACCCUAAAUCAUUUGUCUCUUACUGGAGCAAGAAACAAGAUCAAUCCUCCCAUCAGUAUUAUUAUAAAAAUAAGCAGAAUAGAUCGGUAUUAAAUCAAUAGAAGAAAUGUUUUUAAUAGCGCAUCCAGUGUGUGACUUACAAAGAGACUUUUCGAAAGUAAUGUUUUAAUAUUCAGUCAUUAGGUAUAUUUUACUUCAACAUGUGCCGGAAGCAGAUCUUUCAAAGAUUCGAAAGCAACCCCAUCCUAACUCGGAAAAAAUGUAAUUAGAAAUUCAAAAGUUUGACUGGUGGCUUCGAAAAACGGACAAAAUUUUCAAUCAUACCUAAAACUUUUGUGUUUGGUAUGAAUGGAACAGUGACUGUAAAUAACAUUUUAUCUGCGCGUGUAUAAAGUUCCGAUUGCUUUCAAAUCAAAUUCCAAAACAAAUAGUAGCAUAACAACAGUGUGACAGGAAUACACAGAUAACGAAAAAUAUAUGCAAUAGGUGAGUACUAAUGGAAUGGAUGACGAAUUAAUAGAAGAAUCUUAGAUAAAUUUAACGCGAAACAGCCUCCGAUACACGACAAAAAUCAGUAAAUCACACAAACGUGCUUAGACGUAGGCGUAUAUUUGAUGGAACGACUGCAUCCCUCGAAUGGAAAACUAGUAUUUUCUAUGAUUUAACAGUUCCGGUUCCUUUCAUUUCGAGGGGAAUUGAACAUGCAAGUUGGAAAAAACAAAUCUAUUCUAUAGCGAAACGAAUCAAUGGGAUAGAACUACUUGAAGGUGUAAUAUAAAUAUACAUAAUAUACAUUGAAUGAAAUGGUUGUAAAUAACUAUCGGAUAAAGAGUUAAGCAUAAGCUAAACUUUAGAGAUGAUUAAAGCAUUGCUGAAUUUUUUAUGUGUCGGGCAGUGAACAAACAAUAAGCAGCGGUGAGCAAAUAAGAAAUGACAAAAUCAUUGUGUUGAUAUUUAUAGGAAAAGAAACCAUGAAAAUAAUAAAACAAUUAAAAUAA